This is a messenger RNA of Orycteropus afer afer, 372 nucleotides long. It is a transcript of the gene CDPF1, whose product is annotated as cysteine rich DPF motif domain containing 1. Lineage: Eukaryota; Metazoa; Chordata; Mammalia; Tubulidentata; Orycteropodidae. The transcript has 3 exons. The record is from RefSeq and is a predicted model, not a curated record. Bases 1 to 372 code for a protein of 123 amino acids.
AUGGCAUCUGAGACAGAGGGCAUGCCUCAGGGUGUGUUCCAGUGCCAGCUCUGUGCUGUGUCAGCUCCUUACAGCUACGUGGGGCAGAAGCCCCCCAACACCCGGUCUGUCGUCCUCCUGGAGGAAUGCUACAUCCUGAAGGACCCCUUCACCGCAGACAGGGGCAGGUUCCUGGUCCUUGGCUCUCGAUGCAGCAUUUGUGGCAGGCUGGUGUGCGUGGGCCCGGAUUGCAGCUUAUUCUACUCCAAGAGAUUCUGCCUCCCUUGUGUCCGCGAGAACAUGAACGCUUUCCCACAGGAGAUCCGGCAAGAUGUGGAGAAGAGGAAAGCUUUGGCCAAGACGCCCUGCGGCGAGCCCGGUUCUCGGACCUGA